UACUUUAUUCUUUAAAUGGCAUCUGAACUAAGUGAAAAGUUAAUGUCAAGAACAACAUCAAACACUUGCCGGUGGUCUAGAAACCCAGGGUCUCUGCAAUAGAGAGUCCGCUAUCCAUCAGUUUCAUACAAGUACGGUUCAAAUCAGCGGGACCCUGUAUCAAAAGGGACCCUCCCAUGACUCGAUCAUGUAUGAUAAUCGGAAACUGAUAAUCUAUUUCCCAAACAAUUUAUUUACAACAAUUUAAUCAAAAUAUUUCCAUCACUUAGAUAGCGUAUCAUAAAUUGUGACUGCAGCGGUGACAGCAGACCUUGGCACUUAUAGAAGAACGCGUAAAACACGUGCAAUAAUAAAAGGGCUGAUUUCCUGAGUUGUUGUUUUGUAUCAAAAUGGAUGAGAUACAUUUCAGUGCAAAAUCCGACACCAGUUCGAAAGGCAUUUCUUACAUUCAGUCCAUAGAUUACACGGACACGGUAUCACAAGUGAAAACAAUCGACGAAGAAACAGACUGUACUGAAAGACGUAUAUAUUCGUCAUUUUCAAAAGCGGCUGUGUUGAUACUGCUGGCGCAUGCCUGCGAACGCUCUGCGUACUUCACAAUCGUUAACUAUAUGAACGAGUUAUGGCUGGUGACUUUCAAUUCAACAACGGCGUCAGCAGUAGUAGUUCACAUGGCGUUUGUAGGGGCGUCAGCAUGCUUGGGGAUAUUUGGUGGGACGAUGGCUGAUACGUUCUUACGCCCAAUACCAACGUUAACGAUUGGAUAUAUUCUUUUUAGUCUCGGUCUCAUUUUCCUCGAAUUUGCUGAACAUAUUGAGCACUCCAUCAGCACCGCAAAACAUCUUGCCGUGGCUGGACUGUCAACGGCUGCUUUGGGACAGGGCUGUCUUGGCGCUGUGUUACCGGUAGUUGGCGCUGAACAGUUACCAGACGAGAAGCAUCGAAGGCGAUUUAUUCAUUGGUUUUAUCUUUGGCGCAAUGUUGGUGCCAUCAUCGCAGACACAUCGAGCGCCAUAUUGGAAGGAAUUCCAAGCUUACCACUUCACUACAAGUUUCUCAUUUCUCCUCUGUCAGGUGUUCUCUCUCUUAUUCUCUUUUUUGUGGCACUUUGGGUCAGAGAGCGGACACCAUAUGAAAAACAAAGGACUUUUCGUAGUUCAGGGACAACUUUACAUGAGACUCUUACUGUUACAUUAAACUUCUUCAAGAAAGGACGCCGAGAGGCGAAAGGCAGGUUUUCAAAGAGACUGGGCAAAAAAGAACCAGACGUCAAAGAACAACAUAAAAGAAACCGUGUCCGAGAUCUCCUCAGGAUCCUCUUGGUUAAUUCGGCGGUUGUUGGGUUUGGGUUUCUUUACACACCGAUAAUGACGAUAUAUUCGUUACAAGCCACCGGACUCAACAGUACCGUGAACGGACAUUUGUUUCCUUCUCCAUCUACUCAGAUCAUAUUAUUCAACGAAGUGGUGAUAGUGCUUGUUAUCCCUUUUACCAUCUACUAUUUGUAUCCACGGAUAUCGUCCAGGAACCAGCGACUGUAUAUAUCUAGAACAAUUAAGGAGUUUUCAUACAUGGAAGCCCCUGAUGGCUUGAAGUGCUUCAGUAUGGGUUUAAAUCAGACUGCUCUAGGACUCUCAUUUCUAAUCUCGCUGGGUAUAGAAAGCUUGGUGAAAACCUACACUGACUGGUACGAUUUUGAUUUAAAAGACAUGUGCCUGGCCAGUGACCCAAGCCAUUUGGAGUAUUUCUUGGCUAUAUUGGUAGUAAUGAGCUUAGUCUUCUCCGUAGUAUUCCCUUUGGUCACUAGGAUACCGAAGACCAUAGACGAGGAGGGAGAGAAUUUAGAGAGUAAUUGACAGACUUUACCACGAAUGAAUGAAU
Messenger RNA from Lingula anatina, 1881 nucleotides. RefSeq lists its product as uncharacterized. NCBI's taxonomy places the organism in Eukaryota, Metazoa, Brachiopoda, Lingulata, Lingulida, Lingulidae. Gene Ontology annotation, cellular component: membrane. The record is from RefSeq and is a predicted model, not a curated record. Gene Ontology annotation, biological process: transmembrane transport. Gene Ontology annotation, molecular function: transmembrane transporter activity.